UGAAAAGUGUUGGUUUAAUAGGAAACAGGCUGGAGGGGAGGGCUUGGUUAGCCACACCUCCCAUCCUUUUACUGUAUAUCUUGCCUGGCUGAGAGCAGCAUGCUUCCUAACCCCACAACUCCAGAGGACAGAUCAAUGUGAAUUCUCUCAUUCACCACUCACUGCAGCGCACUUCCCCAUAGCAACCUUUGAAUGGCUCGAGUAAUAGUCGGUGCUUGGCUUCUGCUGGUGCUCCUCUGCUGCUUAGCCAAUGCCCAGGGCUGGAGGAAUUGGUUUUGGAAAGGUUCAGAAGAAACCACACUGUCUCCCACAAAAGCUGCCAAGGCUGAAGAUGAGACGAGGCAGGACCUUUCCACACCUGCAGCUACCGCAAGCCCAAAUGCUUCCUUUGAAAAUACUACUGAUCCUGAGCCCAGGGGGAAAGCGGGGACCAUAUUUACCCUGAAGCAACCAGACUUUACUUCAACCGUGCCAGUCCCUGCAGCAGCAUCUGCCUCUCAGGAAAAAGGCAGAGAAAGAAAUAUUACAGGAGUGGGAGUGGAGAUCCUCAGCGUGGCUGAAGGCAUUCAGAAUUUGGUUCAGCUUUUGGAUGAAAGGACAACCAACAGGACGGAGAGGACCGAGGUACCUGCCACAACUGGGACCAGCGCAUCACCUGCCCCUGUUACAGAACCAGAGAGCAUCCAGAACGUUACGGCUAACUUAACGGGUGACAUACAGACAUCCCUGAAAACGAAGAAGCCAGAGGGGGCAACGAAGCUUGCUCGUCUGUGGAGCAAAGACUUGGCUCUUCUGUGGAACAAGACACACGCCUUCCCGAAGAAACCUGGGAAGCCACGGCAAGGUAGUGCCUCUUUCUCAUUUUCACCUGAUGGUCAUUUCAGGGGCACCCUGUUGGCUUUUCAAGAAUCUCCAGAAGCAGGGCAAGAAGUUGCUUUCACUCCCCCAGCAACAAGGGCAACCUGGGGCACUUUCUCAAAAAAACAAGGGAUUUUAGCCACUGCAAAAGCUUUGAAAUUGCAAGAGUCCCAGGCUAACAGCAGCACCAGCAGCAGCAGUGGCAGCAACAGCAGCUUGCAUGCAGGAAUGCCGUCCAAGGUGGUCAUAGUGAAGCCAGAUGACAUGGCCCCUUAA
Molecule: messenger RNA, 1134 nt
Organism: Thamnophis sirtalis
Lineage: Eukaryota; Metazoa; Chordata; Lepidosauria; Squamata; Natricidae
Source: RefSeq, a predicted model, not a curated record